Molecule: messenger RNA, 766 nt
Organism: Xyrauchen texanus (razorback sucker)
Lineage: Eukaryota; Metazoa; Chordata; Actinopteri; Cypriniformes; Catostomidae
Product: histone H2B-like
Exons: 1
Coding region: 226-600 (124 amino acids)
Cellular component (GO): nucleosome
Molecular function (GO): protein heterodimerization activity; DNA binding; structural constituent of chromatin
Source: RefSeq, a predicted model, not a curated record
AAACAUGAGGCGAGAGGAGGGACUUUCAUUUGGAAGUCUUUGAUUGGCUCUUUCCGGUCCGUCAAACUUUCAACUGUCCAAUGAAAUCAUUGAAUGUGUUUGACCAAUGAAAAUACGCCAUCAGAGGCGCGCGUCAUCUCCUCACAGAAUUAGCAUAGAGGAGGAAAUAAAUACUUCUGUGAGCUGAAAAAGAAUCAUUAUUCUGAGUUUGUUCUUCAGAUCAUCAUGCCUGAACCAGCCAAAUCCGCCCCGAAGAAGGGAUCCAAGAAGGCCGUCACAAAGACCGCCGGUAAGGGAGGAAAGAAGCGCAGAAAGUCCAGGAAGGAGAGUUACGCUAUCUACGUGUAUAAAGUCCUGAAACAGGUUCAUCCUGACACCGGGAUCUCUUCCAAGGCGAUGGGAAUCAUGAACUCUUUCGUCAACGACAUCUUCGAGCGCAUCGGCGGUGAAGCGUCUCGUCUCGCUCACUACAACAAGCGCUCCACCAUCACAUCGAGAGAGAUCCAGACCGCCGUGCGUCUGCUGCUGCCCGGUGAACUGGCCAAACACGCCGUGUCUGAGGGCACAAAGGCCGUCACCAAAUACACCAGCUCCAAGUAGAAGAACAUCCGGUUUCUCAACCAACCCAAAGGCUCUUUUAAGAGCCACACAUGUUCUCAUUUAAAGAGUGUUUCUGUGAUUUAAGAGAUUAUGAAUGUCAGUUGUGAUGUGAAUGUCCACAGCAAAGGUUCGUAGCUUGGGUCAAUAAACACAUUUAAGUACUGAA